Messenger RNA from Aethina tumida (small hive beetle), 4451 nucleotides. RefSeq names its product rab GTPase-activating protein 1-like (gene GAPcenA). Lineage: Eukaryota; Metazoa; Arthropoda; Insecta; Coleoptera; Nitidulidae. The record is from RefSeq and is a predicted model, not a curated record. The transcript has 15 exons. Bases 111 to 3308 code for a protein of 1065 amino acids.
CGACACAAUCAGUUGUUCGCAUUGGAUUAUUCUGACAAUAAAUUUAACAAAAUGUAGAAAUGCAAAUGGAUUUCAUUUAUAUAUUCACAUUGUAAAUAUAUAAGUUCGUUAUGGAGGAUAGUUUAAGUGUUAAAUCAAAUGAGUCAGUAGCUACUAGUGAGGAAUUUGAUUUUGUUGGAGAAAAACCCGGAGUUAGUAGGACACCCACUUUGGACUUCAAAAACGGUGACUUGAAUGAACUGAAGAACGCCCUUACUGAGGUAUUGCAAGAAAGUGGUGGUAACAUGAAUGAAAUCAUAGAAGAUGAUGAGAAAAAAAUUGGGCAGUCAACAUUCUAUAGGGCUGUUCCAUUGGGAAAGGACCCAUUAACAAUGGACAUAUCUCCAACAGAAAAACAGGAUGCAAUGAAACCUGAUUCUAGUGAGGAGGAAGAUGAAGUUUCAGAUGUUGACCAAGAAUGUACAAUAUUUUCUGGUGUUACAUAUUUGGGUGCUGCUGCAAUAAAUGCCCCAAAAUCUGAGGCUGAAAUUCAAAGAAACAUGGCCAUAUUAAAUGAACAAAGUUAUGAUCAGGGUAUUAAAGUUUCUGUCUCUGUGCCAUCAUCUUCUCAAGGAUUUGUUGUGCUUUAUGAUGCAAAUACAAAUUCUGUUAUUUCCCGAUAUGAAAUACAUAGAAUUGUAUUCUACACCCGUGGCUCAUUGGAGACAGCUGAGGCAAGUUGCUUUGCCUUCACCUGGUCACAUGGUGAUACUCAGGAGUCAGCUAUCUAUCAGUGCCAUGUUUUUAGAUGUGAUAUAGCAGAAGCUGUGUCAAGAGUGUCAGGGUGUUUCGCAAAAGCAUUUCAAAGAGUACCCAGGUCAAUGAGUAGUUCAGUUACUUCUGCUGCGGACAUGACUGGAUCGAUUACGACAUUGUCUGAAGCCCGAACUCUUAUGUACGUUUUCGAAGUGAAUUUGGAAAUAAAAGAAGACGAUGGAAAGGGCGUUUUUACUAACGUUGGAAAGGACAAAAGCGGUUUUAAGCUUAAGGCGAACGUCGAAAAGCAACUUGCCAUCAGCAUUCGUCAAGUAUCCGAAAAUGGACCGCAAUUACACAUCGAACGUUGUUUUGGAGUGUUGGUGGCUGCCGGAAGGCAUGUCAAACACUCCGAUAUGCAACUGCUCGAGAUGGUUGAACAAAUCGAAUCGAACGGAUCGACGCCGGCAACGGAGAGAAACGGGACGGUGAUUUGUGCAGCGUGGGACACAUCUGAACGUUCGUUCGAUGCGUUCAACGUCGAAACGCCUAAGGACGGAAAACAGUAUAUGACAGUGGCCGUUGAUUUGGUCAUCAGGUGCAUUAAGGAACCAGUCAGGUUUCUGAUUGAGACUCCAGUCAGAAUAUACGGCCAGAGUGAGAGGAAUUUCUGGUAUUUUAAUCGUAAAAGUCUCACUCAGCAAUUCUUCCUGAAUUUAAAAGAGGUGGUUGACGUCGACCAUAACGAUGUUUCGUAUGAAGUGCUAAGCAUGGAAACAUCAGGUGAACUAGAUAGGAAUUUACUAAAUCUCAAUCUCAAUUUGUCCAGCCUUAUACAAUCCCCAAGCAUUACGUCCAUAGAUACUUUAACUCCCAAAGAAGAAUACCAUUCAGAUGGUGACGAACCCCUGCUAAGCGGUACCGGACUUGUCUCGAAAGAUUGUUCAGAAGACGUGUUGGAAACAUGGGGAGACGUGUUGAACCGCUGGAAAUCGACCAAGCUAAGACCUAAGCAACUGAGCGGUCUCGUCCGACUCGGUAUACCGGAGGCCCUCAGGGGUGAGGUGUGGCAACGGUUGUCGGGUGUCGAAGAGAACUCCGACAUGCUCGAAAACUAUCGAGUCUUAAUUACAAAGGAGAGCAGUUGUGAGAAUGUCAUACAGAGAGACAUAGCCCGGACAUUCCCGGCUCAUGAUUUCUUCAAAGAAGCCGGGGGUUUGGGCCAGGAUUCCUUGUAUCGCGUCAGCAAAGCUUACGCUGUUUAUGAUUCCGAAGUAGGAUACUGCCAAGGACUGAGCUUCCUCGCUGCCACAUUAUUAUUACAUAUGCCUGAGGAACAAGCUUUCUGUGUACUAGUCAAGUUGAUGUACGACUACGGCCUGAGGGAUCUGUACAAAGACGGAUUCGACAAUUUAUAUCUUCGUUUGUACCAACUAAAUAGAUUGAUGGAGGAGCAAUUACCUCCAUUGUUUGCCCAUUUUAAAAAUCACAACGUGGAAACCCACAUGUUCGCGUCCCAGUGGUUCCUAACACUGUUUACUGCCAGAUUUCCACUCUAUUUCGUUUUCCACAUUAUAGAUGUGUUUCUGUUACAGGGUAUUGAUACUUUGUUCCAAGUAGCACUAGCCCUACUUUCAUUAUGUAAAAAAGAUUUGUUGCAACUUGAUUUCGAAGGAAUUUUGAAAUAUUUCCGCGUUUCUCUACCAAAGAAAUGUCGCACUGAGGAGUCGGCUAAAAAUCUUAUUAAAUUGGCUUGCAGCAUUAAGGUGAAGAAACUUAAGAAAUAUGAGGCUGAUCUGAUGAAUUUGAAAGACAGCUGGGAAAUUAUCAAUUUGGAUUCAGAGGUUGCAGAGAAGAAGGAACAGGAGGCGAACGAAGUGGAACAACUGCGCCAGACCGUCGUCCGCUACGAAGACGAGCGCAAGCUCUUGAUGGACGAGAUCACUCAGUUGAAAGAGAUGCUGAAACGCGAGGUGCAUCAGGCCGAGAACGAUCAGAAGAACAACGCGGCAAUAAUCAACGACUACAAACUGGUCAGACAGCGGCUCGACACGCAGCUUCAUGCUGUCAAGGCGGAGUUAGAUUCUCUUAAGGCUUAUGUAAGCAAUUGCGAAAAAUGUUCGACAUAUUUGAAAGAGGAUAAGACGGAUCCCAUGAAAUCGAGUCUAACUGAACAAUUAACCGAGGAAGAACGGAUUAGAGAACUAGAGCUAGAAUUGGCACAGACAAAAUUAGCACAUGUAGAAGCGGAAUGUAGAAAUCAAAAUUUAACGCAUCAGCUUAGAGCAACAGAACAGGAACUGACAACUGCAAAGAAUAGUUGGCCGCCAUGGCUCAGCAAGACUCUGAGUUCCAUCAAGGAGGUGGCGAACAAGAAGGAGUUCACGCACUUCAACUAUCCCCAGAAUCAGAUGCCGAUGAACCCCACCUUUAUCUCGCACAUUGGUGAACCGAGUAGACGGGACAGCGUGCCCUUGAGACACGACCGGCCAACCAUCGUGACCGAUGGGCGUCGCGAGUCGGCUCCGCCACUCAUAAAGGAUUCGCAAAGUUGUAGCAGUUUACAAUCUUAGAUUUUUUGUUAUGAAUGGUUUCAGUUUGUUCAUGUUGAAUGUGUAUAUUGUUGAUUUUCUGGUUCCGUUUUCUUUUCUAUAGACUGAUUCAAUAUGCAGUUUAUGAGGAAUGAGAACCUAUUUAUACGAUUUACCAUACCAUCCCGCAUAAUUUAAUAUGAGAUUAAGAAUUUUUUAAUCUAUUUUGAUAUUAAUCAACUUAUUUGGUCUCUGAUCUCAGAUCUCAGUUUAAUUCUACAAUUGGUAGUGGCCAUACCAAAAUAAAUUUGAAUAUGACUAUGUUUUUGCUAAUAUGCAAAUAUUCGUUACUUGUAAAAAUACUACAUUUAGAAGCCAUUUAUGCAAAUGUUUUAUAACAUUGUAAUGCCAUAGAAAUUAUAAUCUCAUUAUGAUAAAAGGGACCACCAACACUUUUAAAGCUGAAUUCCAAAAUCGAGAAUGUAUUACAUUAAGUUUCAGAUAAAAUGUUUCCAAAAUAAGUACCAAGUUGAAUAUUGAAUCAUUCUGUAACAUGUAUCUUGCUUUAAUUUUUUCUAAACCACUUUUAGUAUUUAUUUUUCAUAUGCUUAAACACAGAAUAGUCUUAUAAUUAAAUGGCAAUACAUAUUAAAUAUCAAUUUAUCAUACUGAUAUUAACCAAGUAAAGACUAUUUUGAAUCUGAGCAGAUAUUUUAUAUACACUAUUUUUGUGAUUUUUGAAACAAGUACUCUAAAAUACUUUGAUGUCAUUUAUUUUGUUAAUAAAAGUACAAUGCUUGGAAUAUUGAAAGUUAUUUUUUUACCAGCACUUAAUUAAAAUUACUCUUAUUUUAACUUAGAACUUACAUUUGAUUUUAUUUUAACGAAUCACAUCUACGGCGAUUUAUUCAACCACAUAAUCAAAAAUACAUGUUAUGUAGUUUUGAAAUAAACGAGACUUCAAAUUUUAGAAUGGAGCGUACAUAUGUGCUAGUCAGCAAAUCUUACAAAAAUGAUGUACACAAAGUGAUUGAAUAUUUUGCUGAGGAAUUAUAGCCAUAACAUUUAGUGAUAUGUUUUAACGUGAUAGAUUUAUGUAUAUUCUCUCUAUUAUUAAGUUAUUUAUGUAUUGGUUACACCAACAAAUAUAUAUGCACUUUUUUUAAAUAAAAAUUUACAAAAACA